AUGGCCGAGAGCAACAGUGCCGCUCCCAACGAGGCCAUCGAGCUGUCGUACGUCCAGUAUGAGACGGGCAAAGAGGAAGAGUACCUGCCAUCCAUACGGCAGCUGAUCGGCAAGGACCUUUCCGAGCCCUACAGCAUCUAUGUGUACCGCUACUUCUUAUACCAGUGGGGUGACCUGUGCUUCAUGGCUCUCGACAACGAGUCCAACCUCAUCGGCGUCAUCAUCUCCAAACUCGAGCCCCACCGCUCCGGCACCUAUCGUGGGUACAUUGCCAUGCUUGCCGUCCAGGAGUCCCACCGCGGGAUGGGCAUUGCCUCGAAGCUAGUCACUAUGGCAAUCAAUGCAAUGACCACCCGCCAAGCCGACGAGGUGGUCCUGGAGACGGAGAUCACAAACACUGCCAGCCUGAAGCUGUACGAACGCCUGGGCUUCUUGCGAUCGAAGAAGCUACAUCGCUACUACUUGAAUGGAAAUGCCGCUUAUAGGCUGAUACUAUACCUCAACGAGGGCACUGCGCUGAAAAGACCAGAGGGUGGACACGGUCACGAUACUGGCAUGAACAUGGGCAUGUCAGACAUGCAGCGAAUCGACAACGCUGCUAUGACCUCCUAA
Didymella exigua CBS 183.55 is the source of this 612-nucleotide messenger RNA. RefSeq names its product acyl-CoA N-acyltransferase. Gene Ontology annotation, molecular function: protein-N-terminal amino-acid acetyltransferase activity. Gene Ontology annotation, cellular component: NatC complex. Lineage: Eukaryota; Fungi; Ascomycota; Dothideomycetes; Pleosporales; Didymellaceae. The record is from RefSeq and is a predicted model, not a curated record. The coding region runs from base 1 to 612 and encodes 203 amino acids. Gene Ontology annotation, biological process: N-terminal peptidyl-methionine acetylation. The transcript has 2 exons.